GUAUCCUACCUAGGUGAAUAAUAAUAUUCGCGAGCAUUUGCACUCUAAGUAUCGGAAAUUCGGACCCAAUUCAAUUAAUUUGGGCUCCAACUCCAACUUCAAAUUUGGUCUUCUCUUGGCAAAUUCCAUCUCUUUCUUUCUCUCCGGUGAAAUCAAAGUUCCUAUAGUAAUAUCACUUUCAUGGGAACUGAGGAUUCAAAUGACCUUCCUGCAUCUUAUAAUCUUGAAAGAGGAACUGAAAAUAAUGAAGAUGGUGCAAAUGGAGAGAUUUCCAAAACCAAUAAUGACGUUGUCAGUGAAAGUAAGGAACCUUUACAGCAAAGUGACAGUGACAUGGAUUUGGAGAGUGACCCUGGCUCACAAGUUGGUGCUGAGUUGACUGGAACACUGUCACAAGUUGGCGUUGAGUUGACUGAAACAGUUGAGAUAAUAGAAGAAGUAACUCCCUUCAAGUCUGUAGCACAUGCUGAAGAUGGACUUCUAAGUUUGCAAGACGGAACCAAUAGUAGCAAUCAUAAAGAGGAUCAAGAUAAUGUCAGCACUCAGGAGAUUGUUGGUGUCAAACCAGGCUUAUCUGGAGUUAAGAGACCUCGAGCAACUCUUGAUGUUGAGCAACCGUCAGUGCAUGUCGUUUAUAAUUCUUUAACAAGAGAGAGCAAAAAGAUGCUUGAGGGGCUGCUACAACAAUGGUCAGAGUGGCAUGCCAAACAUUGCUCUUCAGCACAUGAUUCAAGAGAAGUGUUAGAAUCUGGCGAGGAGACGUACUUCCCUGCUCUUCAUGUUGGUUUGGAGAAACCUUCUGCAGUGACAUAUUGGGUGGACAAACAAGCAAGGAACGACAAAAGCGAGUUUAUUCCAUUGGAUGGAAACUCUAUCCCUCUUUAUGAUCGUGGAUACUCAUUUGCUUUGACUGCAACAGAUAGUUCAAGCAACGUGGAAAAAGGAAUGGAAAUGGUUGAUAGUUCCCGAUGUUUCAAUUGUGGUUCCUAUGGCCACGCAUUGAAAGACUGCCCUAAGCCUCGUGAUAAUGCAGCUGUUAAUAAUGCCCGUAAACAACAUAAGUCCAGAAGGAAUCAAAGUGCCAGUUCCCGCAACCCAACUCGAUAUUAUCAAGAUUCUCCGAGGGGAAAGUAUGACGGUUUAAGACCAGGUGCCCUGGAUCCUGAAACACGAAAGCUUUUGGGCCUUGGGGAGCUUGAUCCGCCUCCCUGGAUUAAUAGAAUGAGGGAAAUGGGAUAUCCACCAGGAUAUUUGGAAGAAGACGAGGAUCAACCCUCUGGAAUCACAAUAUUUGCUGAUGAGGAAAAGAAGGAAGAAACAGAGGAAGGGGAAAUACUUGAUAAAAGCUUCCCAAAUCUGCCUAAAAGCUUUCCGAAUCCGCCUAGGAAGAUGAGUGUUGAUUUUCCAGGUGUAAAUGCCCCAAUACCUGAACAUGCUGAUGAAAGACGUUGGGAAGCUGUGCCUUCGAGUUCGAGUUAUUCGAGAAGUCAUUCACACAACCGUUAUAACCAUGCAAAAGACAAUGUCAACAGAGGGCAUUAUCAUGAACGGCGUUGGUCUUCUAGGGAUUAUGAAGAUGAUGGACCUCCUGGUGUUGAUCCUGGAACUAGCCCCUCGUUGUCAGGCUAUUCUUAUAGAUACGGGGCUUAUGACUCCCAUUAUUCAUCUCAUAGCCCAAGGGACGGUGCUUCAAUGCCAAGAAGCCCUAGUUUCGGAAGAUCCUUGUCAGAUAGAGAUAGGAGAAGUCCACUUGUCAAUGAUGGUAACACCCACCACAGUUUCCACCACAGUUACUAUGGUUCCCCUAGAUAAACUCUAGACAAUCUGAUUGAGUGGAGGAUCCAAACUCUGAUUCAGCAUUCUCUUUGCCAUCAUUCCAUAAAGUUUAAUGGCAUGUUUUGAAAGUGUACCUAUUAUCUCCGUAUUCCUCAGCAAGUUAUUGAAAUGUUGUACAUAAGCUAGAUCUGGUAUGAGAUUUAGUGGAUAUGUGAAGUGUUGGUUCUUUUAAGAGUUACGAAACUGGAACUCCCGAUGUGUUGAUGUGUACUGUAAAAUAGCAGGAGCUUGAUUUUCUUUUAAGUCAGACAAAUCCUGCAUCUCCUGUUGAUCCAGUUGUACGCCUUUUGGUAUGCAACGUGCUUGGUCAAGUACUAUGUAGCUGUAAUUGACUUUUUUUAGGCUUACAAUUUUCUGCUGCAGAAA
This is a messenger RNA of Lycium barbarum (goji berry), 2202 nucleotides long. RefSeq lists its product as uncharacterized. The coding region runs from base 181 to 1812 and encodes 543 amino acids. Lineage: Eukaryota; Viridiplantae; Streptophyta; Magnoliopsida; Solanales; Solanaceae. Gene Ontology annotation, molecular function: zinc ion binding; RNA binding. The record is from RefSeq and is a predicted model, not a curated record. The transcript has 9 exons. Gene Ontology annotation, cellular component: catalytic step 2 spliceosome.